Molecule: messenger RNA, 351 nt
Organism: Lampris incognitus (smalleye Pacific opah)
Lineage: Eukaryota; Metazoa; Chordata; Actinopteri; Lampriformes; Lampridae
Gene: cep44
Product: centrosomal protein 44
Exons: 3
Cellular component (GO): centrosome; spindle pole
Source: RefSeq, a predicted model, not a curated record
AUGUCUGCCGGCGAUCUGAGAGGCCACCUGCGGAAACUGGACGCCUUACUGCGGCUCAUAAAGUACCCCAGAGAUGUCGAUUAUAGCAGCCUGUCAACUGGGGACCCCUCGGCCUUUCUACCCAUACUGAGCUACACCCUGACCUCCUUCUGUCCCCGGCUGACCGCCCAGCUGCUGCAGGCGGGACUGGAGCUGACCGGCAAGACUGACCUCCGGUUCAUCGACACCGUCUAUAAGGUGCUGAGAGACGUGUUCCAGUAUCAUCCUGUCCUGUCCAAGCAGCAGUUCCUGCAGUCCGGCUUUUCCCAGAGGAAAAUUGGCGUCACCUGUGACGUCAUUAACCUUGUUCUG